ACACGACAUCGGUAUUGUCUCGUGCAAGCCAUACCGACACAGCAAUAGUAUUCCGUACCUUUAAACACACCCGAUCAGUUGACGAGCAUUCCAUACCAAUAAAAAAGAAGAGUGAAGUCCUUUCUUUUAGUGUUAAACAUAAGUUCGGCUGAGUUUACAGAAAUGCAGCGUUACAGCUCAGUGUUACAGUUUUGAAAGACAUAAAAGGCAUAAACCAAAUCUAUAUCCGAUAAGAAAGGAUCCGCUUACGUUCGCGUAUAGUAAAAGGAUUGAAUCGAUAACGCAUUUCUUUUGUGCUGGAUGAGAAAAAUUAUUUUGUGAAGUAAAAUCGAACAAAAAAAAAAAUUGGCUGAGAACGGAAUUUACAUUCCAUCAGCGAGAACGGGGGGAAAAAAAAAUAACGAAAAUCAAUUGACAAACAAAAAUAAUUUUUUCUUCUUCUUCUCUCGGGAUACAAAACAGAAACUGAACAAAAUGAAGUGGUUGUGGUUGUUAUUUACGUUUGUACUACUAUUCUCGAUUGUUUGUGCGAAAAAGAAGAAAUUCGAAGGAGACUUUGAAUUCGUGGAUGAGGACGACAAAGCAGCUGUUCAGAAACCCAUACCAGAAAAGAAGAAAUGGAUUCAUGAUCCGACAAGUGACUUGUGCCGUCCUCUCAAUUGUAAGAAACGUGAACUUUGUCUUCUGGAAGAUGCUUAUACAGCAGUAUGUGUAUCGAAAAAGGAGCUACAUCGUAACAGAGACGAAGUUAUAACUAAAAAUAAAAAUAUGGAAAACGAUGCGAAACGAAAGUCAAUGGAAGACGAGGAGGUCGAUGAUGAAGCUGUUAGCUUUGAGAAAAAUUCGUCGGCACCUCAAUUCGAAGAUUCCGGUAUCGAUGAUGACGUUUUCUACGAUUCGGAUGGCAACGAACAAGAUGAAGACAGCUGCAAGCCUUGUCCCGUAACAAAGCCUUCAUUCUUAUGUGGAGUUGACAAUCGAACGUAUUCAUCGGUCUGUCGUCUGGAUUAUCACAAUUGCAUCCAUGGCACAGCAAUUAAAGUAUUGUGCAAAGGUUUCUGUCCGUGCAAGGAUCGAAAGGAUUCGAAUUUAAACAAGCAACAACGAAUGGCUGAACGACAAAAGAAUAUGCAAAACAAGAUGAAAAUGACACUGGACAAUGAGGCCAAUCAAAAGAUUAAAGAUGAAAAAAAUCGUCACUUCAAUCAUAUUAAUUCUCAAAUAACUUAUACGCCAGAAGAUGUGAAGUAUGACAACAAGCAUUACAAGUAUAUCAAAUAUACGUCCAAUAAAAAAGAACAGAAGCCGGACAAACACAAAAUUCAUGGAUACAAUGACGUCAUUGAAAAGCCAAAUCCAAAAUACUUUAAAUCAGCCAGCAGUCCAAAAUUCCCAUCCAAAUCGAACGAAUGCAAAGCUGAUCAGUUAACAGCUAUUGGUAACCGUCUUCUCGAUUGGUUCUCGGUUAUCAUGACCGACAGCAAGAAGCGACGACAACAUUCACAAAAAUCAAAAGCUCAUUUCCCAGCUGCUUGCAAAGCCGAAGCUAGAUGGAUGUUUAAUCAUUUGGAUCUGAACAAUGACGGUUCGUUGUCGUCGCAAGAGCUGUACGAUUUGGAACACGAUCAGAAUGAACGAUGCAUUAAGCCAUUCAUUGAUACCUGUGACCUCGACAACAACAACACCAUCAGUCCACGCGAAUGGUGCCGAUGCUUUGAGAAAACAGAUCGUCCUUGCGCGGCUGUCCGACGGAGGAUCGGUACAGAUUUGUUGGGAACAUACGCUCCAGACUGUGACACUCAAGGAUUCUACAAAUCGACUCAGUGCCACAACUCGGUGGGUGUCUGCUGGUGUGUCGACAAACAUGGCGUUGAAUUUGCGAACACGCGUACGAGAGGAAAGCCCAGCUGCGAUGAUGUCAUCAAUAAUGCGGAAUCUUUGACUUCAGACGAUGAAGAUGAUGAAACUGACGACGAAGAUACGUCAGAGGGUAGUGCGGACAACCUACUUAUCUUCUAAAGCUUCGAACUCUUCAAACAUCAUUUACACUUCCCAGAACUUUUCCUUUUUUUUUUGUUGUUGUUAAUUUCGGUUUUUUUGUUCACGUCUGUAAGUGAUUCCGGUGCAUAUGGAAUGCAAUUCAUCUUAGAGAAAUUUAAAAAUAAAAAAUUUGAGUUGCUAGUCGGGACAGCCUUUCACAUUCUAGUCCUAUACAGUUGAUCAGCCAAUAAGCUUUUAAUCAGACCCAAAUGAGCGACUCCACUGAAUUCACCAAUUUGUUUUAUUGACAAAAUUGUUUACGUUCAAGACAAGGCACCUUUCGUGAAGCCCCUACACACAGUCGUAGCAACAGAACUGAUUGUAUUAGAAAGAACUAUUCCCCUGACUGUCUUAAUCACACAAAAAAUGGCCGACCUAUGGACCUAUGGAUCGGGUUUCGUAUACUCGACUUAUGUGCAAAAAGUCGUUCACUCACCUCGUGAACUUCAAGAUCUAGUGAGAAACGAUUUCUGAAAACGUUAUUUCUACCGAAUAGUGUCACCAUUCAAUAAUGGUUUCCGAAUUGAAUUUGUGUAUCUAUACGAACUACAAUCACACUGACACAGUGCCGCUUUUAGCUUUUGGGCGCCAUCGGGCAAUUGGAAAAAUAGGCGCCAAUUUAGUAAAGCUAAUUUUUUUUAAGGACCUCGGGCGCCAUUUUCUUCUGCUCCACUUCGGGCGCCACGGGCAUUUGCCCAUUUGGCCCAUAUGGAAAAGGCGGCACUGCACUGACAAAAAAAAGAGUUGAAAGUCGUUGCAGGUGACUUUGUCUUCGGUUAAUCUAUGUUAUCUUCUACAGCUGUAUUUUUCGUAUGGAGAUCUACACCUGUUGCAGCUAUUGUUACCUGCAACAGGUAAGAUUUUCAACUCUUUUUUGUCAGGGCACCAUUUGAAUUUCAGAGUUCAAUCAAUUAACUGAUUAGAAAAUGGUUUCUGCCACUGUUUCGAACUGUGAGAUGAUGUAUAAGCAUCUUUCGAUGCUUUGCAUUUAAUAAUGCUGUUCAAAAAUAACUACAUCUCAUCAGGCCAUGGCGACAGUGGCAAAGAAAUGACGAACUUCUAUGAAGUAGGUCAUACCUUUUUGCAUGUACAACUCUAGUGAAUCAUAAAUGAAAUGAAAGUAAAUUUUCAUAUCAUUUCAUCACCAGACUUGCUCCCAAUUAACUGAUCCUUUUGUCGAUCUGUUUGCUUAACUCUCAACUAUAGGAUCACUUUCCAACUUGUUCAAUACGAGACACGUACCUUUCCACAAAAAAUCGGUGUUUCACCAUAAUUGGGGCUUCUCUUAGAAUAUAUAUACCGAAUCGGACCGAGUAGAUUGUUUUCGUUCGGCUUCCAACAAAACAAAGACAAAAAAAAGUUGUUGUAAACAUUCAGCACUUUAAUGCGGCAUAUAUUACUUUAUGGCACACCAUAUUUUAUCUAAUGUUUGCCGUUUUUUGUGUGGUUAUUGUAUGUUUUUUGGAGCUUCCAUAAAACGGCACCAUCCGAUUUUAAUAAUAUUAUAGUAGAGGGCAACUCACGGACAAUCACAAAUAUGAACGUUUUUUUUUCCAUAGAAGUGGGAAAAUUCAAUGAACGUACAUACCAGGCAUGGCCGGUUCUUCAAAAUCUAUCGAUUUAUCUUGAACGCACUCAUUAUUUUUGUCAAAAUAAUAUGAAAAUGGGUGCGUUAGAAUCCGUUUUUCGAAUCGUUAUGUCCUCCGAGGCGACAUUUGACCAUACCUGGGUGGUUUAUAUUCAUUGUGUAAAUGUACAUCCACUUCAGUUGAGUCGAUUUAAUGGCACUAGUCGACUUGUUUAAUUUCACUAAGUUGAUCAUUCAAUGCCGGUUUAUUGAAAAGGACUAAGCAUAUCUUAGUCAGUGAUUAUGCUUCGGUGGAAAUAGUUAUUUGUUUACUGAGGGGAGAAAAUAAGAAAUUCCAAUAAGAGCUAAGUUUGCGGCCAGAGCGAAUCCAGGGCCGAAAUUUCGCACGAGUUGGAAUUUCGUAUUUUCUUCCAGAGAUGAACGCUACGUUUUUGAUGUUGUGUUUUGCCUGUUUUUCUCCACGGAACAAAAACCUCGAUUUGCCAUACCAUUUUCGAAAACCUAAACGAAGUGACAGUUCGAAGGAAAAAAGUUCGGUUUUCUCCCUACGGGACAAAAAGUGCUGCACUUGUCUCAUUAGAACUGUCAUUCGACCAGUCGUCAAGAAAACACAAUUUUCUCGUGGCCUAUUGAGGGGAGAAAAUAAGGCAAAACACAAUGCGCGCAUGAAAAGUCAAUUGUUCACGCAAGUGUGAGGUUAUAGGACCGUAAAGGCGACAGUCAAUCAGAUUAUAUGUAUUAUGCAGACAUCGACACCGAAAUUGUGCUGAAAACUUAUUCCAAUCCUUUUUUGCGCUACAAAAAUGAAUGUUUUACAAUUAACGCUGCGUGACGAAUAAACUGUCGCAUUUUUUAUGCAGUUGAUGCGGGCGACCUUGUCUAAAUGGAAUAUUUCGAAAAAAGAGAAUAUUUUUUUCAGAUCCAUUAUCACCAUAAUCUAAUUAUAUAAAAGAUGAUGCCCAUACAACGGCAACGGCAUACAACGGUGGUAUUAACUGUUCAACAGUUAAAGCGUAUGAGUUUCACCAGAAGAUUGCGUAAAGAUUCGUAAUUUUGGCUGAGUUAGAAUUUUGAUUUGUUUUUAUUUGACGCAUGAUUACGAUGCAAAACUAAAUUUGCUGUCCUCAAUAUACAUAAAACUAAUCUGUUUAGUGAAAAAUUAGUAAAAAAAAAUUAAUUAAAUUUUAUCGUAAGUGUGAUUUCGUACAGUGUGUUUCAGUUCGAUACUGAAGUAAAAAUUCGCCGUCCAUUUGAUUUUUUUUUAAACUGUAAUGCUAGUUGAAACAGAAACUAAUCCAUGAUUACGUUUACAAUAAUACUUCAGUAAAACAAAAAAAAAGGCAAAAAUUUUAUUUGGAAUUUUAUUUGCUCAAAAUUUUCCGUUCAACUGUCUAAAAUUUAAAAAAUAAAUAAAAAAACGAAAGAAAACUCAUUAAACAUUCUUUACACCAAUAAAUUAUAGGGGGGCCAGUAAAAAAACAACAAGUAAAAUAGCUGCAAUUGCUUUACGACUAUAGAGCAAAAUGGUAAAGCGAUUAUAUAGAUACGAGGAACACUGUGCCGCUCGUCAUUAUAGUCAUACCUACAAUAUAAAUGACUUAGAGCUUUGAACAAGUGAUUACAGCCGAUCAAAUUGAAGCUUAUAUUUACUCAAGCCUUACACAUCUCGUCAUUUUUAACUGUUCCAGAGCUAUCUAGAUCAAAGUUUGAUA
Messenger RNA from Bradysia coprophila, 5340 nucleotides. RefSeq names its product Proteoglycan Cow (gene Cow). Gene Ontology annotation, biological process: anatomical structure development. Lineage: Eukaryota; Metazoa; Arthropoda; Insecta; Diptera; Sciaridae. The record is from RefSeq and is a predicted model, not a curated record. Gene Ontology annotation, molecular function: extracellular matrix binding; calcium ion binding; protein binding.